Molecule: messenger RNA, 2583 nt
Organism: Cervus elaphus (red deer)
Lineage: Eukaryota; Metazoa; Chordata; Mammalia; Artiodactyla; Cervidae
Product: beta-galactosidase-1-like protein 2
Exons: 19
Coding region: 33-1940 (635 amino acids)
Biological process (GO): carbohydrate metabolic process
Cellular component (GO): vacuole
Molecular function (GO): beta-galactosidase activity
Source: RefSeq, a predicted model, not a curated record
AGCGCCAGUGGGUCCGGCGCAGUGGACGCACGAUGCCCAAGUGGGGCGCGCGGCGGAGGCCCGGCCUCCUGCUCGGCGCGCUUCUGCUGAUCGUGUGCCUCCCGGUGCUCCGCAGGCUGAACUGGAGCGGCCUCGGCGCCUCGUUGUUGUGGCGCCGGCACCUAGGGCUGCGGGCCGAUGGCCAGAACUUCAAGCUGGAGAACUCGGCCUUCUGGAUCUUCGGGGGCUCCAUCCACUACUUCCGGGUGCCCCGGGCCUACUGGAGGGACCGUCUCCUGAAGCUGCGGGCCUGUGGCCUCAACACGCUGACCACCUAUGUCCCGUGGAACCUCCACGAGCCGCAGAGAGGCACAUUCGACUUCUCUGGGAACCUGGACCUGGAGGCCUUCAUCCUGCUGGCGGCGGAGGUGGGGCUGUGGGUGAUCCUGCGUCCAGGCCCCUACAUCUGCAGCGAGAUGGACCUCGGGGGCCUGCCCAGCUGGUUACUCCGAGACCCUGACAUGAGGCUGAGAACAACUUACAAGGGCUUCACGGAAGCAGUGGACCUUUAUUUUGACCACCUGAUGCUCAGGGUGGUGCCGCUCCAGUACAAGCAUGGGGGACCCAUCAUUGCUGUGCAGGUGGAGAAUGAGUAUGGGUCCUACAACAAAGACCCCGCCUACAUGCCUUACAUCAAGAAGGCCCUGCAGGACCGGGGGAUCGUGGAGCUGCUCCUGACCUCAGACAACCAGGACGGCCUGAAGAAUGGCAUUGUGGACGGAGUGCUGGCCACCAUCAACCUCCAGUCACAGUCGGAGCUGCGGCAGCUCACCGCCAUUCUGCUGGGCACACAGGGCAGCCGGCCCAAGAUGGUGAUGGAGUACUGGACGGGCUGGUUUGACUCCUGGGGCGGCCCCCACUACAUUCUGGACUCCUCAGAGGUCUUGAACACAGUGUCGGCCAUCGUCGAAGCCGGCUCGUCCAUCAACCUGUACAUGUUCCAUGGGGGCACCAACUUCGGCUUCAUCGGAGGAGCCCUGCACUUCCAGGACUACAAGCCCGAUGUCACCAGCUACGACUACGACGCUGUGCUGACAGAGGCCGGGGACUACACGGCCAAGUACACAAGGCUCCGGGAAUUCUUUGGCUCCAUGUCAGGGGCCCCUCUCCCCGUCCCGCCUGCCCUUCUUCCCAAGACGGCGUAUGACCCGGUGACACCAGCUUUCUACGUGUCCCUGUGGGACGCCCUGAACCUCCUGGAGCUGCCGGUCACCUCGGAGCACCCGGUCAACAUGGAGAACCUCCCGAUCAACGGGGGCAGCGGGCAGUCCUUCGGGUACACGCUCUAUGAGACCACCAUCACCUCGUCCGGCGUCCUCAGCGCCGUUGUGCGUGACCGGGGACAGGUGUUCCUGAACACGUUCUUCCUGGGGAUCCUCGACUACAAGACUGCGACGAUCAUCAUCCCCAUGGUCCAGGGGUUCACGACGCUGAGGAUCCUGGUGGAGAACUGCGGGAGGGUCAACUACGGGGACAGCAUCGACCAGCAACGCAAAGGUAUCAUUGGAAAUGUCUAUCUGAACGAUUCUCCCUUGAAAAAAUUCAAAAUCUACAACCUGGAGAUGGACAGGAGCUUCCUGCGGAGGUUCACUGGAGACAUGUGGAAGCCUGUCACGGAACAGCCCAUGUUCCCUGCGUUCUUCCUGGGGGCACUGCAUGUCUCAGACCCCCCCUACGACACCUUCAUGAAGCUGGAGGGCUGGGAGAAGGGGGUCGUGUUCAUCAACGGCCAGAACCUCGGCCGUUACUGGAACAUCGGGCCCCAGGAGACCCUCUACCUCCCCGGCGCCUGGCUGGACGCAGGCUUAAAUAAGAUCAUGGUCUUUGAGGAGAAGAGGGCGCAACAGAUAAUCCAGUUCGUGGACACGCCCAGCCUGGGCCAGCACAAGUACGUGCACUGAGCCGCCCAGGCCCGAGACCCCGCUGACCGGCCUGUGCCCGCUCCGUCCAGCCUGUGCCCACUCCGUCCGCCCUCGGGAGCCCACCCGCUGCAGUUGAGCCUCGUCCUGUAGGCUGGGAGGCGCGAGGACGGGGCGAGGGGCCCUCCCGGGAGAGCUGCCCUGCUCCCCUGGGCCAGACGGAGGCCCGGGGACUGUUCACCGUGGGGGCCGGUGGGGCCCGGCUCCUGAGUGCUUGCUCCUCUGCCCCCGGCCCGGCCGUGCCCUCGUCCCUGUGGCCCCGGCUCUGAGCUGGGGGUGUGUCACUGUCCGUGGAGGGUGGGGGGAGCCCGCUGUCCGUUCACGACUUGCCCAGGCCUCUCUGCCGUCCUGGGAGGACGCCAGUGCGGUGCAGGGCCUGCGCCCCGUGGGGUCGCGUCUAAGAGUCGGGCCUUACCUCCCGCGUCCACAUGUUCCCUCCUCGCUCGGUGUGAGGCAGCAUCCCCUGAGGAAAGGCCGCUGCUCUGGGGGGCAGGGCGGUGGGGGGCGGGGCGGGCAGCCUCCUCCCGAGUGUCCAUCCAGACUCUGGGGUGUGCCCAGGGGUGAGUCCUCUGCUGGGCUCCGGUUCACUGCCCUGAGUUGCAAUAAAGCCACAGAGUUGAGUCCA